AUGACAGAGGCUCAGCCGAACUACCGGGGUAACCGGAAUCUCCAUUGCCUGCAGGGGUUGGAUUAUGUCUAUUGUCUGCGCGGACUUCAGCGGGUGCAGUUCUUUGACUAUGACCAGUGGCUUACCUGGCGCAAGAAGAAGGUAUCCAUCCGGGAUUCGGGCUUUGUGGAGUCAAUUCGUUCGGCGGUCCAGCAGGAGAAGCAGCUCGAACACUACGUUCGGUCGAGGCUCAGAAACCUCUCACCGUUGAUUCCUGGAUAUGAUCCUCCCGAGGAAGUCUGGAAGUGCCUUGAGGCGAUCGGUGUUGCUGUACUCGAGCCUGAGCCGGGCCGUGUUGCGGACGCUGAGGGUUCCGAGUCGGGUGAUGAGCUGGACAACUCGAGUUUGGAUCUUAACCCUGGUUCGUCCGAAGAGCCGAUGGUCUUGGAUUCGAGCUCAGAUUCAGAUUCAGACGAAUCCAUGUCCGACGAUACCGAAGUACCGGCGCAAGUUAAAGCCGAAGCAAGUUCCAAUAUUGACGACAAACGCUUGGCCGACGCAGCGGACGGACGGACGUCUGAAAUCAUCGAUCUGACUGAUGACGCAGCGGACGUACGGAUGUCUGGAAUCAAUGAUCUCACAGGUGACGGUGACUAUGGAAGCAUGAGGCGGUCAACGAGCGGCAGCGGCGGCGGGCGCCAUCGCGAACGGAACUCGAAUGAAGAGAGCUCCUUGUUCGUCGGAGAUGCAAUGGGUGGCAUCCAGUACGAUGACGCCAUCGACAGGGCGGGAUCGCCGCCCGCGUUUGGACGAGAGCGGCUUAUCGAGUCGAUUGAGAGCGAGGAAAGUGGGUUGUUCGUGAGCAAUGAGCCAGACACUAUCAUCGAUCUGACGAGCGACGGCAAUGAGCUGGGUUGA
Messenger RNA from Hirsutella rhossiliensis, 897 nucleotides. RefSeq lists its product as uncharacterized. NCBI's taxonomy places the organism in Eukaryota, Fungi, Ascomycota, Sordariomycetes, Hypocreales, Ophiocordycipitaceae. The transcript has a single exon. The coding region runs from base 1 to 897 and encodes 298 amino acids. The record is from RefSeq and is a predicted model, not a curated record.